Molecule: messenger RNA, 8562 nt
Organism: Linum trigynum
Lineage: Eukaryota; Viridiplantae; Streptophyta; Magnoliopsida; Malpighiales; Linaceae
Source: the annotation of a GenBank genome assembly
GCCUUCACGGGUUUGCUUGAGUGUGUGCAGGUAGUGCAUGACCCGUAGCCAGUCGGGAGGUUUACUGCCGUUGAAUCCAGAGAUUGACCGCACCUGUCGCCAACUCAGGAGACAACAGCGAGCUAGACUGGCUACGGAAGAGCGCAUAGACGGCCACCUGAGUAGUAUUCUGAGGAAGAGUACGGGAUGGACGGAGAAUACAAUCCACACCAGGGGAAUCCUCAGCAAGCUCCCCCGGUGAAUCAGGUCCUGGGGAACAACCCCAUACCCCAGGAUCAUGGGGUUCAUCAUCAUCCACCGCCGCCGGGUCCCACCUUGGAGUACUACUACACUCCACGGAUUGCUGACAUCCGCCCGGUCAUCCUCUACCCGCCUAUUCCAGCAAACAACUUCGAGAUCAAGCCAUGCUGGAUUCAGCUCAUUACAUCCUCUAUCCAGUUCCAUGGCUUGAAGGAUGAGGAGGCCAGGGUGCAUCUUUCCCGUUUUCUGCAGCUGACGAACGGGUUCAAGCUUAAUGGUGUCCCUGAUGAUGCAAUCCGCCUUCACCUUUUCCCUCAUUCUCUGGCGGGGAAUGCUAAGAGGUGGUUGGAGACCCAUCCCCCAUUGUCCAUCACCUCUUGGGACGAUCUGGUUGACAAAUUCGUGCACAGGUACUAUCCGACAUCGAAGACUACAGAGAUCCAGCGGGAGAUCACUCACUUGCGCCAAGAGCCAGAUGAGUCACUUCGUGAUGCGUGGGAGCGGUACAUGAGAUAUUUCUGGCAGUGUCCCCAUCAUGGCUUCAGUGAUGCAUUCACAGUGGGGAACUUCUACAGUGCUCUCUCUCCAGAUAGCCAGAGGGUGAUUGAGUCUCUAUGCCCAGGAGGGGAUAUUCUUACUAAGACUCCACCCGAGCUGAACCAGAUGAUCAAUACCUUGGCUGCCAGAGAUCAUUCUUGGGGGCAGAGCAGCAGAGGCAGACAUUCCCGGGACCGUGGUGUGCACGCCAUGGAGACCAGAUCCGGGCUUGAGCAGCAGGUAGUUGAGUUAGUGCAGACAUUGAAGCAGCCCAACAGUCUUAUUCCGGGCAGAGGUUUGGCUACACCUCCAGUAGCUCAAUGUCAGUGGUGUGAGAGCUCAAAUCACCUAGUGGAGGACUUCCAGGCUAUGAGGGAGUCUACUACUCCCCAAGAGCAGUUGGACUUCAUCGCCAAUGCUCGGCGCCUCGACCCGUACAGCAACACAUAUAAUGAGGGGUGGCGCCAGCACCCCAAUUUCGCCUGGAGCAGCAAAAUCACUAAACCACCUAGUUUCCCAGCACCAGCCGGUGGUUUUCAGCAGAGGCAGCCCUUCCAGGCUCGACAGGGGCCAGCCCCACAGCAGCAGCCCUACCAGCCUAGGCAGGGGCAACCAUUCCAGCAGCCCCAGCGCCAGUUUGCCGAGCCAGCAGCAGCUCCUGCCCCAGAUGAUCGGAUGACGAAGCUGGAAAAUAUUCUAGAUUCAUUCAUGACUAGCACUCAGGCAACUAUCCCGAGGUUGGACCAGAGCGUAGCCUCACUGGAGGCAGGUCAGAGGAACCAAGGUGCCAUUUUGCAAGAUCUGCAGCACCAGGUGGGUAUCUUGGCCCGCCAAAACACUACCAGGGCACCGGGGACUCUGCCUGCCACCACUAUUCCGAAUCCUCGUGAUCCUCACCAGCAUCAGCAGCUGGAUGCCAUUUUUACCAUGAGCGGUAAGACCAUAUCUGCUGAUCCUAUCCCGGCCAGACAGGAGGACCCACUACCUGCUUCAGCACUUCCAGCCGACGAUGCAGAAGUGCGGGUGGAGAAGGAAGCCCCUGCUCCCAAGCCACAACCAGUGGUUAAGGAGCAUGUGCCUCAGCUUCCCUUCCCCACUCGCCUACACAAAGACAAGCUGGAGACUGAGUUUGCCAAGUUUAUGGCAAUGUUGAAGCAGCUCAACAUCAGCAUACCGUUCGUGGAGGCACUGUCGAAGAUGCCCAAGUAUGCUAAGUUCAUGAAAGACCUCCUCACCGACAAGAAGAAACUUGGGGAUCUUUCGACAGUGAUGCUCAGUAAGGAGUGUUUUGCUAUCCUGCAGAACAAGCUGCCCGAAAAGCGCAAGGAUCCAGGGAGUUUUACUAUCCCUCUUACUAUUGGCAACAUGCAUGUAGGCAAGUCCUUGGCGGACCUAGGCGCUAGCAUAAAUGUCAUGCCAUAUAAGUUGUAUAAAAAGCUAGACCUAAGUGAACUUAGCCCUACUAGGAUGAGCAUUCAGCUAGCUGAUCGUUCCAUUGUGCAUCCUAGGAGAAUCAUAGAGGAUCUGCUUGUCAGUGUCGGUGCAUUCACAUAUCCUGUUGAUUUUGUUAUUCUUGAUAUACAUGAGGAUGUGGAUGUUCCUUUAAUUCUGGGUAGACCAUUUCUUGCCACCGCCAAGGCACUUAUUGAUGUGCAUGAUGGUAAACUGAUCCUGCGUGCUGGGAAUGAACAGGCUACUUUUUCUGUGACUGAAUUCGAUCACUGUGCUAUGAUUGCUGUCACACCUGUGCAUGCCAUUUCUGAUCAGGUACACGAGCCUGUCGUGUAUCCUUCUGCACCUCUUAUUUUGCAGGACCCUCCUAUCAUUCCUUCGCCGCCACUCCAUCUGGUCUCGCCUCCAAACAAAAAGAUCAAGGAGGAGUGGCGGCCGAAGCAGCAGGUUGCUAAGCCUGCACGGAAGAAGGGUGGAGACCACUACGAGCUGGUCCCACCUCUUGCACCACGACCACCCUGGCCGUCGAGCUGACUGAUGAUGGUGGUCGCAUCCGUCGGGUGCAUGGCCACAACCUAAAGCUGUACCUCAAGAGAGACGUGGAUCCGCUCUUGGAGGCACCUGCACCUGCACCUCCCUGAGUAUCCACCAUGGGCGUCCAGCUAAAAGACGGUAAAGAAGCGCUUGUGGGGAGGCAACCCCACCACGGUUUGACUUUCUUUCUUGUGUUUUGAGUCGGAUUGUAAACCGGUUUGGUUUUGGUUUGUUUUCUUUUGUUUUGAAUGAUGUAUUAUUGGGCUGACCAUUGGACCUAACAUAUUGUGUUUGAGCUCUUUGGUUUCCGUUAGCUGUGCUUGUCUUGACUGGUCCUCUCUCCAGUCCGCUUCACUCCGACUGGUCCGCUUCUAGUCUCCUGCAGUCCGUGCAUACCGGUAACAUCGUUCCCCUUUCCCUUCCCUCUUCUCCAUUGAGGGCAAUGUCGAUCUUAAGAGUGGGGGGAUGUUUAUCUUUUGACUGCAUUAGAUCUGUUUGUGUGCUUGGAGCCUAGUCCACUGUCCAAAUUUUUAAAUUUGAGGGCUCCAAGUACGUGUUUCCGUGCAAUUGCCUGCUCAGUAUGCUUUGAAUUGACAGUCUUUAUAGUAAUAUGCAACCUAGGGAGGUAGUGUAGCACUAUGGAGGAUGUUGAUGCAUUUAAGAAGUCUAAUUUCUUCUUCAUAUUGUGUUGGUUGAUUGAGUGAAUUAGUGAUCUUAGGACCCUUGAAUUGUGUGGUGUUGUGGACUCUCUACCUGUCAUGGACUCUUGUUUCAUGUUUUGAGUUUAACAGGUGCUCGAAAAUGUGCUUUAAAAUAACGUCUCCCGUGCGAAUAGGGCGAAAGUGUGUAAGGGGAGACGGGAAUUCGUUCCCAAUUUCCACCUACUACCUCCAGCCCCCUUACAUGUCUUUCCCCCACACGAGGCUCGAGACAUCCGCUCCUGGCAUGGCCGGUAAGAGCCGGGCUCCCGCAAAACCUCUGCUAUGUGGGAGCCCCCAUUUUCUGAAAAGCAGGUUGGGACCCUUGAAAAAAAAAAGAGAAAAAAAAAAACAGAAAACAAGCAAAACAGAAAGAAAAGGGGUUCCAACCAUCUUCAAGAAGAAAAUAGAGCACCUUGAAUAAUGUGAGUCCAUGAUCCUUUGUUUUUGAGAAUCUCUUCAUCCACGAUUCAUUUGUCCUCUGUUCACUAUUUGCCAUGAUGCCGACUCGAUACUAGUGCUCUCGCCGAAGAAGCUAUGAGAUGACUUGUGCGUCGGUUGACCUCGUAAGCUGCUAAAUGAUCUAAGAAGUCCUCUACCUACGAUGUGGGUUGUUUGUUGCUAUAGAGGUCUGGAGAGUUGCAUUGGUUUGAGUUAGGUUUGCUUGGGGACAAGCAAAUGGUUAAGUGUGGGGGAAUUUGAUAACGAUGUAAUUGCACGUAUUUGCACCCCUAGUUCUUAUCCGUUUGAGGGGCAUAGUCGUGUAUUUUGGCCUAUUUUACGCCGGGUUGUGCUAUUUUGUCAUAUUUCAGGUCCCAGGCGUCAAAGGAAAGGCUAAGCACGAGUUUCGGGGCAUUCGGAAGUCAUUUCGUCGAGCUGGAGCCAAAACACGGGCACACCUAAAGCAGAACACGGCCGUGUUCCUAGGCCGUGCUUUUACUGCCGAGAGCUGAUUUGAGUUUGAAAAACACUGGCUGAAAACACGGGCGGGGUUGAGAGAAAACACGGCCGUGCCCACCAAAAGCACGCCCGUGUUUUACCCAACAGUCUGGCCAUGUAAUUAACCCUUGGCAAAACACGGGCGGGCUGAGGCAAAACACGGCCGUGCCCUCGACCGUGUUUUGCCCAGUGAUGCCCUUUUAAGCAGAUUUCAGCCAAAACAAAAGGGGAUUCGAGUUUUAGAGAGACAGAGCGAUUCCUAGAGAGAGAAAGCGACGAACAAGAGUCUACAAGUGCCCUAGCUUGAUCUUCACCACCAUUGGAGGCCAGCUUGAGCUUGGAGAAGUGUCGAUCAAAGUCCAGGAGCAGGAAUCCAUCCUUCACAGUAUGAAUUCCGCGUCUGAUUCUGCUUUUGCUUCUUUCUCCAUGGAGUAGUUCUCCCAUUCAUCUGGGUAUGGAGAACCCUAGAUUUGUAUGUUAGGUUUGAUUGUAUGAACCCAAGUACUGAUUCUAUGAUUUGAUUAUAUUCAAUUGAGGUUUGAAUGAUUGAAUGGCAUGAAUCCUGAUCAAAUUCCUGUUGUUUCUGCUUUAACCUAGAAUGAGAAUAUCUGCCUAGGUUGAUAGAGAAUCCUUGAUUGAAGGUAGGGAGUUGGUGACUUUAGUCGAGGAGCCAACUCACUAUUCUGUACCGAAUUCACUUCGGUAGUGGAGGUUUUGUUGUUAGGGCCUCAAUCUGUUUACUCCGGUGGAGGUUAGUCGCCCGCUAGAGACUCAGAUUGAGAGGGUCUGAAGACCUUUAGUCGAGACUUCAGGCUGUUUAAGAACCAUAUCCGGGUGACCUCUCUUAACCGGAAAACAACCGUUUACUUGCUUUGUUUGUUUGUUAGUUUAGACUUGCAUUAAAGUUUCAUUGCUUGAUAAUAAGAAUUCACCGAGUAGUCAUCAAAUCUAGGACCCGGGUUGACAUUUAAACCCAAACCCGCUAUACUACACUUUAGGAAGUGGUUUCACUUGGCCAUUUCCUAGAGUGACAGUAGAAGUGAGUCAAUAACCUCGCCUUGCGUGAGUAUGUGUGUGUUUGUUUGUUUUGUCUCCUUGAAGCUCCCUCCUCUUCAUAUCUGGCCCAAUUAUGUCUCGACUUUCACUUACCAAGCUAUGCGGUAACAACAUUCUACCCUUUUUAUGCCUUUGAGGGCAAUGUUGAUCUUAAGUGUGUGUGUGUGUGGGUGGGUGGGUGGGGGGGGGGGGGGUAGGUUAGUAUGAUCGUGUGUGUGAUUUUAUGUGCUUGGAACCUAGUUGUAUGCACAAAUUUUAAAAAAUUUAAGGGCUCCAAGUAUUGCCUGUUCAUUGUGGCCGGUUGUUGGAGAAUCUUGUGUUUAUUGGCAUUGACUUUGGAUUGUGUACUUGCGAUUGAGUGCAUCCUAUUAUGAUGAUUGAGAAUUGCAUUAGGUUGGUGCAAGUGUUUAGUUGUCAUAUGUGUGAAAAUAUAUGGAUGCCUUAACUUAAGUACUCAUUGAUUGCAAUUGUCAUGCAUAGAAAAUUUUGAAAUUAGAAUGGAUGAUUGAGCGGCUAGGUAGCCAUGUGAGAUUUGUGCCGAUCGUCUCUUUCAUGUGUGAUAGAUCCCUCUUACCAUGAUGUGUAGCAUUCACAUUGUAAUUAGAGAGGAACAUGGAGGCAUAGGAUAAGUCCACUCCCCAAAAGUUGAUUGUCUCGAUCGUUGUAUCCCCUACUCAACCCUUUUGAGCCGUGUGACUUAGGGUCGUUCUCAUUGUAGGAGAUUUUGCUAUGUGAGCUUAAUUGAGAUUCAUAGAGUGACCCUUUGCUUUCUUCGUGUCUAAAUCAUUGUGAGUCAUCCUUGUGCCUCAGAGCUCCCAUUUUUGAGCUCCGCUGAGGCUCCACAUAGGUGAUUUCUGCACGGUUCCUACUAAGAAUGAAAAGGUAGUGUUGGAGGAAGUUCUUAAUGGUGAGCAUUGUUCGUUAAGUGUAAAAGGUGGCAUGUGUUUAGCUCUCUAGUACCCCCUAGAAAAAAUAGAAAGGAAAGAAAGAAAAAAAAAAGUGAAAAGAGGUAAUAAUAGGGGUAAAUAAUGAUAGAGAGUUGCCACAAAUUUGAUGUAUAUGCUCUAGAAAAGUGUUUCUUGGCAACCAAGCUAUUGAAACACCUACUUGUUUUUGGCCUCCUUCACUACUAUGCUUGAAAAAAUUGGAUAGCAGGUGUAGCUGAGAAAGUGUGCUUGAAUUAAGUUCAUGAUUGGUAGUGGUUUGGGAAGAAGGGAAGUGUGAUUUUUGGCCGAUGCUAGUGGUCGUUGCUUAUAGGAGAAGGUCCUAAUCGAAACCAUAGGACCUUGUGUUGGUUUUAGGUUGAAGAUGUGGAACCUCAUGCUAUGUUUACCACCACCCAAAAGGCCUUUUCCCCAUGUCCAAGAUCCUUGUCAGUCAUUUGAACCUGUGUCUUAGACCUCCGAACAAGCUAGUGAUGAUAACCAUCUUGUGAACUCUAACAUAUAGAGGUUUCCGUCAUGGUGAAGAGAUAAUAGGAAUGAGUGUUGAUGAUGUGCAUCUCUUGCAAUAAAUGGUCUUGACCCCACUAGUCGAGAGUGAGUGUUUCAUUCACACUUUUCAAGUUCUUAUCUUAUCCCGGUGAGGACCUAGUUCGCUCAUUCCUCUAUUCCUAGGGCUUGAUCUUUAUGCAUGGAUAAUUACGGUUUGUGAGUGGUCUUGUCAAGGAAUGUGUUGGUUUGUGAACAGAGUGAGACAUUUUUUAUACAUUUCAGGUCCUAGCACGAUGGUUGUGAAGUUCUCGGGAAACAUGGAGGUUUUUCCACCUCGCGGGCUUCAAGAUUAUCAGGGUCGCCUGACCGUGACAAUUUUCCAAUGACCAUGAUGUCAGACCAAAACAACAGCAUCCUCCCGCGUUUUUGUUUGAUGUCACGGUAUGAGCUCCAAAGUCAUGGCCGUUAAGUGCAGACCGUGAAAGUGACUGUCGGGCUCUAUAAAUAGAAGGCACCUAGGAGAGAGAAGGGGAGGUUGGAUCUUGGGGUUGGUUUUACAUUUUAUGGUUUCCCUUCUAGGGUUCCAGCUGAAGAAACCCUAAGGGGGAAACCCUAGUGAGAGAAAGGUCUUCUUCUUCAAAUCUAGAGAGAGAAAGUGAUCAACAAGCGGAGAAGAAGAAGAUUUGGGCUUACUUGAAGCUAGAAGAGUGAAUAUUUUUACCUCUCAAGGGAAUUCACAUCAACAAGAAGGGAAGACAAGUAUCCACCAUGGUUCUUUGUUUCAUCUUUGUUGUUUUCCUUUGCCUAGCUAUGGAGUAGAGUUCCUCUUCACUUGGGUAUUGUGAACCCUAGUGUAGAUGUGUGUUAGGGUGUAAGAACAUGACUCUAUGUGUGUGAUGAAUGUUGAUCGAAUGUUUUAUAUUUGAGGUAUUAUUCAUGAAUGAUUGAGUGUUGCUAGCUUUAACUCAUUCUUAUGCCAAUUUGACCUAGGUAGAGGGAAAUCCCCUUCUUGCUAAGAGGCUUUUAUAAGUUGGAAUUCCUUGGCCAAUUGCACCUACUUAGGCCAGAUUAGGGAAAAACUCAAAUAUCAGAUAAGUGUCAUGAUCCCAUCAUGAUUGGUCGCUAUGCGCCGUCCGAAUUAAUUUCCUAGAGCUUGGUUCUUGCAACCCUUGGUUGAUUGGUUAAGAAGGCUAGAUUUCCUAGCUUAUAGUUGCAAUCCUUAGUCGAAUUGGUAAGAGAGUUAGGCCACCUAGCUUAUUGUUGAUAUCCUAAACUGGUCGACUAAGAGAGUUAGGGUUUCUUAGCUUGUUGCACCCACCUCACGGUUUAUAAACACAUCCUUCACACUCGAGUUUCGUUCAUUGUUUCUUAAUACAAGACUUGGGGGAGCGAUUCCCAGGUGAAUUCUUCUCUCAUUGGGAAAACCUUAAUUUACUUUACUUGUUUGUUUAUUUUGUAGUUUUCUUAGUUUUUAAACCCUAAAUCGUUUGCUAGAUAACAACUUAAGCGAUUGAAGUAAGGGUACAUGGAAUGGCCCGGGUUGACAAAUUAAAGCAUAUUUCCCUAUACUGCACUCGGUUAGAGUUUAUAAUUGGGCUCUAGUUGGGAUUUUUAAUCCGCGGUGUUGUCUGUGGCGAGUCAAUUGUGUGUUUUAAUAUAAUGCUUGAUGUAUU